Molecule: messenger RNA, 748 nt
Organism: Lycium barbarum (goji berry)
Lineage: Eukaryota; Viridiplantae; Streptophyta; Magnoliopsida; Solanales; Solanaceae
Product: transcription factor bHLH162-like
Exons: 2
Coding region: 60-530 (156 amino acids)
Biological process (GO): regulation of transcription by RNA polymerase II
Cellular component (GO): RNA polymerase II transcription regulator complex
Molecular function (GO): DNA-binding transcription factor activity, RNA polymerase II-specific; protein dimerization activity; RNA polymerase II transcription regulatory region sequence-specific DNA binding
Source: RefSeq, a predicted model, not a curated record
UUUUACAAGAAACACCUAGAAAAAAGUUUCUAAAAAUACCUAGUACUCAACAGAAAAAAAUGGAAAGUAGCCGGAGGUCUAAAUCAGCUAAGGCAGGUCCAAAAUUGGAGAGGAAGUAUGUGGAGAAACAUAGAAGGAUUUAUAUGAAGUAUCUCAUUAACCAGCUGUAUUCCAUGAUCCCUGCUCAUGCCUCUACGUCUAAGGACACAGUGGCAGUGCCUGAUAAAGUACAUGCAGCAGAGAAGUACAUAGCUACCUUAGGUAAGAAAUUGGAGAAGAAGAAGAAGCACUUGGAACAAUUGAAAAUGGGCACAAAGAAAACUAAGUCACCCCCUCAGAUCAAAUUCCAUGAAAUGGGCCCAAAAAUGGUCGUGGUUCUGAUAACUGGCCUUGAUAAUUUAGCCACUUUUAAUAACAUCAUUCGAUUAUGCCAUGAGGAAGGUGUUGAAGUUGUGUAUACCAGCUUUCAACUCAAUGGAAACUCUACACUGCAAAUUUCUCGUGAAACUAAGGUAAUGAUGGUAUUAUAAGGGUAUGUUUGGUAACAAUGGAAAAUAUUUUUUUGGGGAAACAUUCUAAAGUUGGAGCUUGGACAUAUUGAUCCUGUUGAUAUUUGAAAAAAAAAAAAAGUAGUAUUUGUAGUAAAGUUGAAAAAGGGCAUAUGUUUCAUAAUCAACUGCAAGUUAAGCUGCUAUAGCUCUUACCAACAACCCUGUUAUAUAAAGUUGUCUUUUUGCAUGAAAUUUGU